AUGAUCUUGGCCGGCGCUAUGCUUGAGCGUGGUCGCCUUGGGCCCAGUAUGCUCUUCAUUCUUUGCUGGAACACCUUCGUUUACUAUGUCCUUGCAUACUGGGAAUGGAAUCCCAGCGGCUGGCUCUAUCAGCUUGGUCUUUACGACUUCGCCGGCUCUGGGCCGGUACACAUUGCCAGCGGCUUUGGAGCUCUUGCAUGGUCCAUGAUGCUGGGCCCCCGUAUCGACGACAGCAACACAACGAACAAGAGACACGUGCCGCACUUCAAAGCUCACAGCCCGCUGCUGAUGACCCUCGGCACCGUUCUCAUUUGGUUUGGGUGGUUUGCCUUCAACGGUGGUAGCACGGCCAAUCUUAGCCUGCGGUCUAUCUAUGUUGUUGUAAACACCAACUUCGCUGCCUGCGGCGGUGGUGUUGCCUGGGUUUUGUUGGACUACAUCUAUAUCAGAAAGUUCAGCUUAGUCGGCUUUUGCUCUGGUAUUAUCUCGGGCUUGGUUGGAAUAACCCCAGCAGCUGGCUUUGUGCUCGUCUAUGUAUCACCUCUGGUCGGCAUGCUUACCGCAGUCUGCUGUUUCUACACAGUUCGGUACUCGUACCUCCUCCGAGUAGACGAUGGCCUCGACAUCUUCGCGAUUCACGGCGUUGGCGGCUAUGUCGGUGACAUAUUGACCGGCAUCUUCGCCAACAAGAUGGUUCCUGCUCUGGACGGAGUCAGUGGAGACACAUACCUCGGUGGUUGGUGGAACGGCAACUUCAGACAACUGGGUUUACAGCUGGCUGGCGCAACGACUUGUGCCGCCUGGUCCUUCUUCGUCUCAUGCAUUUUGCUCUUCGCCAUCAACAAGAUCCCGGGUAUGCAUCUCCGUGCUACUGAAGAGGACGAGAUACGAGGUCUUGACUUCGCAUAUAUCGAGGAUGCUAUUUCAGACUACGAUGAUGGCAACAUGAUCAUUCAUAAUGGUCAAGCAGUCGAGACACCCAGACCUGCCAGUUACUCCAAGAGUUCUUAG
Colletotrichum spaethianum is the source of this 1011-nucleotide messenger RNA. RefSeq names its product ammonium transporter 1. Gene Ontology annotation, molecular function: ammonium channel activity. Lineage: Eukaryota; Fungi; Ascomycota; Sordariomycetes; Glomerellales; Glomerellaceae. Gene Ontology annotation, biological process: ammonium transmembrane transport. Gene Ontology annotation, cellular component: plasma membrane. The transcript is spliced from 3 exons. The record is from RefSeq and is a predicted model, not a curated record. Bases 1 to 1011 code for a protein of 336 amino acids.